Dromaius novaehollandiae (emu) is the source of this 2766-nucleotide messenger RNA. Its product is annotated as ribosomal protein S6 kinase alpha-4-like. Lineage: Eukaryota; Metazoa; Chordata; Aves; Casuariiformes; Dromaiidae. The annotation marks the transcript as partial. The transcript is spliced from 10 exons. Gene Ontology annotation, biological process: intracellular signal transduction; protein autophosphorylation; peptidyl-serine phosphorylation. Gene Ontology annotation, cellular component: nucleus; cytoplasm. The record is from RefSeq and is a predicted model, not a curated record. Gene Ontology annotation, molecular function: calmodulin binding; calcium/calmodulin-dependent protein kinase activity; ATP binding.
GACCCGCCGUCCCCAGGCGCAUCCUCAAGUGCCACCCGCCCUUCCCGCCCGUCAUCGGCCCCGUGGCCCGCGACCUGCUCCAGAAGCUGCUCUGCAAGGACCCCAAGAAGCGCCUCGGCUCGGGGCCCAACGGCGCCCGCGACAUCAAGGAGCACCCCUUCUUCAAGGGCCUGGACUGGGAGGCACUGGCAGCCCGUCGCGUCAAGGCGCCCUUCGAGCCGGUGCUGCGCGGCGACCUCGACGUCGGCAACUUCUCCGAGGAGUUCACGCGCCUCGAGGCCGCCUACUCGCCCGCCGCCACCCCCCCCAGCACCGACCGCAUCUUCCAGGGCUACUCCUUCAUCGCCCCGUCCAUCCUCUUCACCCACAACGCGGUGACGGCCGGCGCCUUGGGCCAGGGCCCCAGCGGGGAGCGGCCCGACUCCUCCGCCGUGGCCCACAGCGCCAUGCUGCAGGACUCCCCCUUUUUCCAGCUGUACGAGCUGGACCUCAGCGAGGCGGUGCUGGGCGAGGGCAGCUUCUCCGUGUGCCGCCGCUGCCGCCAGCGCCAGAGCGGCCGCGACUUCGCCGUCAAGAUCCUCAGCAAGAGGCUGGAGGCGAGCACCCAGCGGGAGGUGAUGGCCCUGCAGCUCUGCGAGUCCCACCCCAACAUCGUCAAGCUGCACGAGGUGCACCACGACCAGUACCACACGUACCUGGUGCUGGAGCUGCUGCGGGGCGGCGAGCUGCUGGAGCGCAUCCGGCGCAAGCGGCACUUUGGGGAGGCCGAGGCCGCGCACAUCAUGGGCAGCCUCGUCUCCGCCGUCGCCUUCAUGCACGAGGCCGGCGUGGUGCACCGCGACCUCAAGCCCGAGAACAUCCUCUUCGCCGACGAGUCGGAGGCGUCGCCCGUCAAGGUGAUCGACUUCGGCUUCGCCCGGCUGCGCCCGCCGCCCUCGCAGCCCAUGCGGACGCCCUGCUGCUCCCUGCCCUACGCCGCCCCGGAGCUGCUGGGUGCCGCCGGCUACGACGAGGCCUGCGACCUCUGGAGCCUCGGCGUCGUCCUGUACACGAUGCUGUCGGGGCGGGUGCCCUUCCAGGGCGAGGGCGAGGGCGCGGGGGGGGGCAGCACCCUGGCCCCCGCCGCCGCCAUCGUCACCCGCAUCCGCGAGGGCCGCUUCUCCCUGGAGGGCGACGCCUGGAGCGGCGUCUCCGCCGAGGCCAAGGAGCUCGUGCGAGGGCUGCUGACGGUGGAGCCCUCGAAGCGGCUGAAGCUGGGCUCGCUGCGCGCCAGCCCCUGGCUGCGGGGGGGGGGCCCCCGCCCCUCGGCCCCCCUGCGCACCCCCGGGGUGCUGGGUGCCGCCGGGCCCGCCCUGCGCACCGGCGUCCACGCCACCCUCCAGGCCUUCAGCCAGGGCUCGCGGGCCGGCGUCUUCCUCAAGAGCGUCGACAACGCGCCCCUGGCCAAGCGCCGGCGGCAGAAGCUCAGCGAGGGGGUGCCGGGGGGGGCCCCCCCGAAGCGGGGCCCCCGCCCCAAGGGGCCCCCCCGCUGCCCCCAGCCCCCCUCCUAGCGCCCGGCCCGCCGGGGGGGGCCGCGAGGGGCCGCCCGGACGUCUGGGGGGGCCCCGAGGACCCUGGGGGACCCCUGCAGGGUCUCAGCUGGCUUUUGGGGGACCCCCCUGGCUUUUGGGGGACCCUCUGGCUUUUGGGGACCCUCCUGGCUUUUGGGGGACCCCUGCAAGGUCUCACCUAGCUUUUGGGGGACCCCCCUGGCUUUUGGGGACCCUCCUGGCUUUUGGGGGACCCCAUCAAGGUCUCACCUAGCUUUUGGGGGACCCUCGUGGCUUUUGGGGACCCCCCGGCUUUUGGGGACCCCAUCAAGGUCUCACCUGGCUUUUGGGGGACCCCCCUGGCUUUUGGGGACCCUCCUGGCUUUUGGGGGACCCCAUCAAGGUCUCACCUAGCUUUUGGGGGACCCCCCUGGCUUUUGGGGACCCUCCUGGCUUUUGGGGACCCCUGCAAGGUCUCAGCUAGCUUUUGGGGGACCCCCCUGGCUUUUGGGGACCCUCCUGGCUUUUGGGCACCCCAUCAAGGUCUCAGCUGGCUUUUGGGGGACCCCCCUGGCUUUUGGGGACCCCUGCAAGGUCUCACCUGGCUUUUGGGGGACCCUCGUGGCUUUUGGGGGACCUUGGAGUCAAGGUCCUGACUGGCUUUUGGGGACCCCCCCGAGGCUUUUGGGGGACCCCUGAGACUUUUGGGGUCCCCUCAGGCUUUGGGGGGGACCCCAGCAGGCUCCCCCCAAGUCCCCCCUUGCUUUUGGGGGCCCCCCAAAAUGUGGGGGGUGCCCCCAGCUUUCCAGUGACCCAGCUCUUGGGGGUCCCCCCCAAAUUACAGGGGACCCCCAAAAUCUCGUUUCGGGGGGGGCAGAGCCAGCCGAGGGGGGGGGUGCGAAUCGGGGGGUGCCUAUGAGAUUUGGGGGGGCCCCGUAGCCAGGCUGCCGAAUUUGGGGGGCCCCCCCCGGACCCCCCCCAAUUUUUUAAUCCCUUUUUUAUGUGUUUUUAAACUCAAAAGAUUUUGGGGGGGGCCCCCAAAUUUGGGGGGGGGAAGGACUAAGAGGGGGGGUGCAGGCAGAUUUGGGGGGGCCCCGCGCUGGGGCCGACUGUCACUUUAAGGGGGGUCAGUGCAAUGGGGAGGCACCCCGAUAUUUUGGGGGGAGCCCUCGGUUUUGGGGGGGGGCCGGAGGGGGCCCCCCCGUUUUUGUAUCGGAGAAUAAACAUGAUGCCGCCA